UUAUAGCAAACCAAACAACACCUCACUUUCAAACUGUGGAGGGGCGGAGAGAAGAAGGAAAGGAUGGAGAAAAAAAGGGAAGAAGAAGAAAGGAAGUCUCACGUGGUGAAAAGAGGGUUGUGGAAACCUGAAGAAGAUAUGAUACUUAGAAGCUAUAUCGAGACUCAUGGAGAAGGAAACUGGGGAGACAUCUCUCGUAACUCCGGAUUGAAGAGAGGAGGCAAAAGCUGUCGGUUGAGAUGGAAGAACUACCUAAGACCAAACAUCAAAAGAGGAGGCAUGUCUCCUCAAGAACAAGACCUCAUCAUCCGCAUGCAUAAGCUUCUCGGCAACCGAUGGUCGUUGAUAGCCGGUCGUCUACCGGGUAGGACUGACAACGAAGUCAAGAACUACUGGAACACCCAUUUGAACAAGAAAACCAAUGGCAGGAAACAGAACGCGACUGAAUCAGUGGAAGCCACCACUCCAUGGGUCGACAAGCCAGUUAUGUCUGCAGAAGUGAGAGGAAUCCAUGGAGGAGGAGACGGAGAAGAGGGCACUACUACCACUACCUGGAUGGAGGAGACCAACUUCUUCGCUCGCAUAGACUCUCCACUGCCUCUCGCUUCUCAUUACCCAUCAGACACUCUUUCGUUUGACCCAUCUUUUGCCUUCACCGAUUGCUUUCCUCUGCUUUAAAGCCUUUAGUACUUUCCUGAUUCUAUCUCUGAGCGAUAAAUUCUUGCAUAGACUUUGCGGAUCAUAUUAUACAAUUAGUCUAAGCAAGAAUUGAUCAUGAAAUUGUGUAAUAAGCCCUGAUUCAUUCUGGAUCCUGUUCCUAUCUUAUCAUCAUCAACUCCAGUACAA
Molecule: messenger RNA, 846 nt
Organism: Raphanus sativus (radish)
Lineage: Eukaryota; Viridiplantae; Streptophyta; Magnoliopsida; Brassicales; Brassicaceae
Product: transcription factor MYB82-like
Exons: 3
Coding region: 64-678 (204 amino acids)
Source: RefSeq, a predicted model, not a curated record